AGACAACACGACCAACAUGACACCAUUAAAAAUGCUAGAAUUCUAUUCUGGCAUAGGAGGCAUGCAUUAUGCAGCAACCUUGGCCGAUUGGGAUUUUGAAGUAGUGAAAGCUUUUGACAUUAACAAUGUUGCUAACGACAUCUAUAAGCAUAAUUUCGGUCCCAAAACAGUUGGACAGCGUCAGAUUGAAGCCUUGACACUAGAGUACUACGACAAAGUAGCUGCUGAUAUUUGGACCAUGUCACCGCCGUGUCAGCCUUAUUCAAGACUUGGUUUGCAAAAGGGAAGCCAAGAUGCCCGUUCUAGAAGCUUUUUGCAUUUGCUUCAAGUGUUGGAGGGUAUGAAGAAUCGACCCAAAUAUAUCCUUGUAGAAAACGUCAAAGGGUUUGAGGAAUCGGACUCCCGUGAUUUACUUGUGGAUUCUUUGAACCGCUGUAAUUACACGUUUCAAGAAUUCUUGCUGACACCGUUACAACUCGGUAUCCCCAACUCCCGGAUGCGUUAUUACUUGCUCGCCAAGCAGAAACCAUUGUCAUUUGUUCAACCACCAACAAACACAAUUCUCGGUUUUAUUCCUAAAUCAACACACAUGUCUACAGAAUUCAUCGAUAAUCGAACACGGACUUUGGAUAACGAGGAUGCAUUAGUUGCAUUAUCAGCUGUUCAAAUUGGAAGCGUGUCCAGAUAUCUUGAACCCGAAGCCACAGUUAAUUUUGACUCGCAUGCCAUACCGGACAAGACCUUGUUAAAACAUGGCCACGUAUUCGAUAUUGUAAAACCAAGUACACACCGAAGUUGUUGCUUUACCAAAGGGUACUAUCAUUACGCUGAAGCAACGGGGUCUAUCUUACAAAUGAAUGAAGACCUGUUGACGGCUGAAACAUUUGAUAAGGCAGCAGAGGCGAAAAAUAAGGGCAAUGAACAAGAAGCAUUGGAAUUAUUACGAUCUUUAAGAUUACGAUACUUUACUCCCAGAGAAGUCGCCAAUUUGAUGGGAUUCCCUGACACUUUUACAUUCCCAGACUCUUCAACAAUCAAGCAACGGUACCGGACACUAGGAAAUAGUAUCAAUGUACGCUUAGUAUCAGAACUUAUGUCAUACUUGAUGAAAACCCCAAAUAAAUCAUGAUAGCC
This is a messenger RNA of Zychaea mexicana, 1134 nucleotides long. Its product is annotated as cytosine(38)-C(5)-methyltransferase-like protein. The record is from RefSeq and is a predicted model, not a curated record. The transcript is spliced from 10 exons. The coding region runs from base 17 to 1129 and encodes 370 amino acids. Gene Ontology annotation, molecular function: methyltransferase activity. NCBI's taxonomy places the organism in Eukaryota, Fungi, Mucoromycota, Mucoromycetes, Mucorales, Lichtheimiaceae.